AUGUCUGGCAGUGGUCCUGAACAACCAUUUGGCUCCCGGAAUCGCCAGCCACCUCCGUUUGGGCGACAAUCAUCCGCUCCAUCCUUCAGCCAAUCCCCAGACGAUCCCCAUGGCUCCUCAACUUUUGAGGUCUCACCGAUGACAACCUUUCCUCACUCCACGUAUACCUCUCCUCUUCGAUCAGGCCUCGACUGGCAGACCCGCGCGGCCACCGCAAACCACUUGCUGUCAAGCGGCCAACCAGAUCACUCACACCACCACCCAUCUGGCCGUGAUUCCCCCGACCCAGACGACUUCUACCGACAACAAGACCGAUUGACAACGGAGGAUCCUCAUGUGACAAGCAAUUUUGGCGAUGCAACCGCGGGUGCGAACGAUGGUAUGGCAUCGGGCUAUGGCGACCUGAAUGAUCGGGUGUCUCCACUGCCGACAAACGUCCUUGAUCCUUCGCGCCAGAGACGGUCAGAAUAUCGUUCCGUAUCUGAUUCGCCAACAUUGGGUGGUCCCGUACCAAAUGCAUUAUCUGCGGCCUCCUCCCUGAGGCCCCGUCAAUCGCGACAAUCCUCCUUCAAAGAUCUGAUUAACAAGUUCAACAACACAUCGGACAACGUCCUCCCUCUACCCUCUAUCUCUCGAACCACAUCACGAACUGCAAGCCCUGCCGGUAGUGCCGACGGCUCUGAACGUCAUCAGACCUUUCCUCGACGUCGAACCCUUCGUGAUUCUCCUCCGCACGGCUCAAUCACCCGCCAUCCAAAACCUCUGCUCAACUCCACCCAUCAAUAUUCCGAGGAAGAGAGAUUCGUGCCUGGACAACUCGAUGCAGCAGAAGUCGUUCCUCCACCUCUCUUCCAACGAAUCCCGAAAUCAUACCCGCGACGACCGCUGUUUGGUGAAUUGCUGUCGGUGAAUACUGAAUUGAAUAAUUUGGGAUUCGGUCUUCCUGCACACUUGAAACGACGAGGUUCUGACGGCAGUCUCCCAAGCCCGAACCCAGCGUUCCUCGACCAGUCAAACCCGCCAUCUGCACUUUCUCCCCUCACUCCAACUGCUUGGUAUCUUGGACAAGCUUCUUCUCUCGAAGCAGUUCAGCCAGGAGCAAGUAAGACCAGCAGUCAUCGCAGAGUGCGAAGUGACUUGGUGGGAAGCACGCCGCGUGAACCCCAAUCCCUUACGGACCCUUGGGAUCCUGACAUGGCAGUCGCCACACCCUUGCAGCUGGCCAAAGCUGGCUAUGGAUCGCCAGAUAGCCCUGGCAGUCCUGGAAGUCCAAAUUCCAGGUCCCGCAUUCCAGUCUCCUCGCGCCGCCUCAGUACUGGUUCCGGCCCUAAUAAUCCGACUUUAAAUCCGACUUUCAGCAGCCGAUCGACAGGCAUUCCUCUGGCCCCGAAGGGCACCAGUCGUCUUCCUAAACCGUCUUCUAAAGAUAGUAGCCCAACCCGCAUGGCGGCCGAUGGACCCGCUUCGUUUGCGAUGACGGCUCGUGGGCGCCGGGACCUGACGAUUGGCCGGACCCGUAGCCAGGUACCCGAACGGAACCAGCUUCUCCAAGCAUACAUCGCUGCACCGCCUCCCAAAAAGUCACCGCCAUUGCGCAGCUCACGCCCCCGACAACCUGUUUCACAUGGUAUACCAAAUUCUCCACGAUCCAAAGUUGGGGAAAGAGUCUCCAGUUUCCAAAAAUCCUCGGAACGUGAUACCGAGGCCCGCCCUCCCCGCUCUAGAGGUCGUCCCUUACCAGAACUGGGUAACGUUGAUUUCGAGACACGUCGACAACGAAUCCAGCAAGCAAUAAAUCGCACUGUUCAAGAGAAUGAACGGAAGGAAGAAGCUGCCGUGGAGCUUCGACGUCGCGCCUGGGAAAGAGACGCUGCCCGCGGAGAAGUCGAUUCACCAGCCGAAGACGAAGUUACGACUCCUGAUACAGCGACAACAACCACCGCACAACCAUUUGAAAUGUCGACAACGGUUGUAACUGAGACGGCCGCACCACCUGGUGCUUCCGAAAAUGAGCCUCAUACUGUCCCCCAACUUCAUCUCAACACCGCCAACAAUGUACCUGACAGCGAUGUUAAUCAUACCACAAUGGAUUCGCCAACACUGGGUAUUCCGGACGAGCUGUCUCGAGCACCACGGAUUGCGUCGGAUCCAAUGGUGAACGACGUUCCUCAUUCUGCCACAACCUCAGACUCAAGUGGCACCCAUGUGACGACCUUUGACCCAGAGCCGCAGUCUGGGUUGCAGGAGCGACAGCCUAGCUUAUCCCAUCAAACCAUCUUGGAUCAUAUUAUGCAAAUUCGUGAGCCGAGCUCCGGCAGCGAGUCUUGCGAUGAGCCUGAUUGUAGCAUUUCUGAUACCGAAGAUAAAGAGUCGAUCCAGAUCAUGCUUCGCAAUUCGAACUAUCCCAAGUCUGAGGGCACCGCAAAUAAUGCAGAGGACCCAUCGGGAUCGACAAUCAAUCCCAGAACUCAAGCUCUUGUCCAUCCAAACAAUAGGUGGAGUAUGAGUUCAUGGUCUUCUUCUCUCCGCCACCAAAACUCGACUUGCGAUGAGAGUGGGGAUGAAGUGACCAUGUAUGCUCCUAAUUCUCAGCACGAAAUUGAGUCGACCAACCAAUCAUGCUCCGCAGCCUCGUCCAGUCCUGAGACAGAUGAAGCUGGGGACUACCCGUUCCAGGAUAUUGGCGUUAUGGGGCCUGACACGCUUGAAGCCAUGCAAACUCGACCCGCACAGGUGUUCUCAACUCCACCAAGCCUUGCUCGACAAGGGAGAUGGAGCUCGCGUGCUGCCACCCAACUUUAUCUGCAAGAGUUAACACGAACUCAACAUACGAAUAUCCCAAGUCCUGUCCCUGAGGAACACCGACCCCAUGAACGUGAUCUCCGGACCGAUGGUCGUGUGAACUCUCUGACGGAGGAUCCCGUUGUCAUUCCUGGGUAUCAAGAAAUCCCCGUAGAUGACACAUUUCGCCCUGGUGCCAGCCUUAGAGGCCCAGAGGAUUGGGAACAUGCUUCUCCGUCGAUGUAUGACUGGCUGAAGAUCCAGGCGGAGCAUGAAGCAGCGACUCCCCAGACCGAUGAUCUGCAAUUCUCACCAGAAGAAAUGCCAACUCCUCGCAUGGGGUAUUCCACCCAGGCUAGCGAACCUGGUAAUGCUCAAUCUGGACUUGGUCUGUCGCUUCAAAAGGGCCCUGAAGAGAUUCCUCGCCGGCCAGUAGAGCUGCCUGCUGACUCUAACACGACCUUCGAUUCUUCUGCUUACCCUCCGACGAGCAUUGCUCCAGCACUUCGAGUCAGCCAUAGUGCUGGCAGUAGCGAUGACUCCUCAUUCCGGCCUCUCGAACCUACUCAAUCUCCGCAAGCAGCAGACUCUUCAGCUACUUCGCUAGCUCCGUCUGAGCAUCGCGUUCACGUGGAGGCUCGCAAGUCGCCAUCCCCAGAACAAAGGCGACUGAAGAAGCGGCGCCACAUCAUCAAAGAGCUAGUCGAUACGGAGUACAAGUUCGGUCGUGAUAUGAAGGUUGUCGACGACAUUUACAAAGGCACUGCUGGGUCGUGUUCUGAUCUGACAAAGGAUGACAUUCGAAUCAUUUUCGGCAAUUCCGACCAGGUUGUGCAGUUCUCUUUCGCCUUCCAGGACACAUUGAAGAAGGCCACUCGCAGCAUUUACGUCAUGCCAAAGUCACAGCGCUGGAGCAGCAAGCGCAGUACGCAAAACGGUCGACCCGGAUCCUGUGGGCCCGAUGGCUUGACCAACCCAAGUACCAGCGAGUCGUAUCUCGAGAAGGACCGAUCGACCUCCGUCGGUGAAGCAUUUUUGGCCCAUCUUUCGCAAAUGGAAAAGGCCCAUGCUACCAAUUUGAAGACUCGCGAUCCUGCGAAUAAGAAGCUGGAAACCAUGCAGCAGAAACAAAAUGUGACAAUCUGGCUGAAUGAAUGCCGAGAAUGGGCGUCCGAUCUCACUGAUGCCUGGGAUCUGAGCUCGCUACUCGUCAAGCCUUUCCAGCGCGUGCUCAAAUACCCUCUUCUCCUAACUUCUCUCCUGGAGUCCACGCCUACGGAUCAUCCCGACUACGUGAAUCUCGUCGCAGCUCUUCAAAAGACAAACGAGAUGACGGAACGUCUCAACAAAUUGAAGGGUCGAAUUGAACUCUUUGAUCAAGCCCUCGGGCGCGGCCGUAAAGAAUCGGAUGUGCGUGCGAACCUGACCAAAGCAUUUGGACGCCGUACAGAGAAACUGCGACAACAAGUUGGCUUGUCCGAUAUACUCGAUGACAAAGUCUACGCUGCCAUGGCUUGUAGAUUUGACGAGAAGAUGUUACAGUUGCGGGUGAUCGUGUCAGAUAUUGGGUUAUACAAUUCCCAGGCUGAACAAUUCGCCGAGCAACUACUCGAGGUUUCCCUAGCGAUCGAAGAGAUGAUCGAUGUGGCAAAGACAGGCUAUCCCGAAUUAGAGAGCAAGUGGCGUCACUUCAAGACGACGACCGUUGAAAUCCGCACCGUACUCGUCACUGAGCAUAUCGAAGCCGUCCAGAAAGCUGUCAGGCAACCGAUCGAAGAACUAGUCGCCAUGCACUCCAAAGCCUUUCGAGCCAUGCAGCGGCGCGAGAAGCGACUACUUGACCACGCGCGUUACAAGGUUCUUGAGGAACGUGGCGAUACUCCUGACAAGAAGCUCAAGGAGCAGGAGGCGCAUUUCCAAGCUAUUGAUGAAACCUUGAAGGAAGAGCUUCCCCAACUCUACAACCUGUCGUGGAAGCUCACGCAAGCCUGCCUCAAGAACUUUGUCCAUCUCCAGUCUUCAUUCCUUAUGGCACUACAAAGGAAAUUAGAGCCUCAUGUGGAGGGCCUCCCGGUGGACUUCCCCGUGGACUUCCAGAAGAUUCUCAGCGAUUGGACCAAUGACCACGGUUUUGCCGAGGCCCAGGUCCUCACGCUAGGUAUCUGCAAUGGAUCUUUGCUAGCCGACGCGGUUAACCUGGUCAACUUCAAUACGCCCUCAACGAACGUCAAUUCCCCCCGCCGACCUUCUACCGUCAACAGCUCUACCCAUCGUCCCGACUCGAUGACGGAAGACUCACCCAAAGUUUCUCACGACUAUGGUGGCGUUGGCCAGCUUUUCCAGUCCCCUCAAAUCGACAGUCAAUCCAGCUUUAGUCGCACUCGUGCCAAUUCCACCUUUUCCGGCCGAGCACCCCCGGAAACACCAGAGACCGGCCGCAGUCAGCUUUUACAGCAAAUAACAAAUUCAUCAUCCACCCCGAGUAUCGCGCAAGCCCCAAAGCCCGUGGAGACAGAGUCCUUCCCAAGUCUGCCAAGACUGAGUCUCGACACGCCUUUCCUCGCAGAGAUGAUCAGCGCCUCGUCGAGUGAUCAUAAUCUACCAACCUCUCCAGCUGGUCGAUACUCUGGCUUUUUCUCCUCCGCUAUGCCUAUGUCUGACAACCCUCACGAGGAGAACCAUGUCGACAACCACCCGCCGGUUGAGCACCACCCAAGCGCGCCUCGAGUGCUGUUCCUCGCAGCCAGUGUCGAGCAAUUCCAUUACGAGGGGGAACGCCGCGGCGAAGCAGGAUAUCCAUAUCUCACCUAUGAAUCCGGUGACAUUUUCGAUGUCAUCGGUGAAAAGGGUGAGCUAUGGCUUGCGCGAAACCAAGAUGAUGACUUGCAUCAGGUCGGGUGGAUCUGGAACAGGCAUUUCUCCAAAGUUGGCUCAUGA
Molecule: messenger RNA, 5718 nt
Organism: Penicillium waksmanii
Lineage: Eukaryota; Fungi; Ascomycota; Eurotiomycetes; Eurotiales; Aspergillaceae
Product: putative Rho guanyl nucleotide exchange factor
Exons: 2
Coding region: 1-5718 (1905 amino acids)
Molecular function (GO): guanyl-nucleotide exchange factor activity
Source: RefSeq, a predicted model, not a curated record